Messenger RNA from Physella acuta, 4806 nucleotides. Its product is annotated as phosphatidylinositol-3-phosphatase SAC1. Lineage: Eukaryota; Metazoa; Mollusca; Gastropoda; Physidae. Gene Ontology annotation, biological process: phosphatidylinositol dephosphorylation. Gene Ontology annotation, molecular function: phosphatidylinositol-4-phosphate phosphatase activity. Gene Ontology annotation, cellular component: endoplasmic reticulum. The record is from RefSeq and is a predicted model, not a curated record.
CAGUUGUUACGUUUCUGCCAACAUGGCGGUGUACGAUAGUUUGAAGCUUCAUAUAACCUCAGAGAAGUUUAUUAUUGAACCUGUAGUGCCAAGCAGUGAUAACCCAGAGCUUCUAGUUAUAGACAGAGUCACUCAAGAUAUUUCAAUCCAAGGUUUUAAAAAUGAGAUUCCAGCCUCUGCCAUCACAAUCAAUAUCUAUGGCAUUGUGGGCAUCAUUCGCCUUGUUGCAGGACCAUACCUGAUAGUUGUCACACAGAGGGAAAAGGUUGGCUUGCUGAAGAACCAUGCCAUAUGGAAGGUGGCCAAAACAGAAGUCUUCAGUUAUAAAAGAUCACUCACACAUUUGUCAGAAAGACAGGUUGCCAUCAACAAAAACUACCUGGCAUUGCUGGACACCAUGUUGAACACUGAGAACUUCUACUACUCACCGACCUUUGACCUCACCCACACUCUACAGAGACUGUAUAACACAAGCCCUGACUUCAACACCUUGGCCUUGCAUGAAAGGGCUGACCAGAGAUUUGUAUGGAACUCUAGUGUGUUAAGGGAGCUGUCACAACAACAAGAGCUGGCCAAGUUUUGCCUGCCUAUGAUAUUGGGCUAUGCAACAGUCACUAAGACAACAGUCAACGGACAUGCCUUAGAUUACAUUGUGAUAUCUCGGAGGUGCAUCUUCCGCGCAGGGACCCGGUUUAAUGUGCGAGGUGUUGACCUUCAGGGUCAGGUUGCCAAUUUUGUUGAGACUGAGCAGAUCGUGCAGUAUGGGGAAAGCCUCUGUUCUUUUGUGCAGACCAGAGGAUCUAUUCCAAUUUUUUGGAGCCAGAAAGCAAACCUGAAGAGACUUCCGAACCCUGUGGUUAUGGAUAUUGAUCAUUUGUCUGCUUUCAAGAAACAUUUUGACCACCAAAUCUUUAUUUAUGGGGAUCAAGUGAUUGUUAAUUUGAUCAACCAAGAUGGACCCGAGCAAGUCUUAGAGAAAAAGUUGUCACAGGUUGUCACUAGUGCCCAGAAUAGGAAUAUCAGAUAUGAACCUUUUGAUUUCCACAAAGAGUGUAAGAAAAUGAGGUGGGAUAGGCUGAGCAUUCUAAUGGACAGGCUACAGCAAGAUAGGGUUAAAUUUGGCUACUUUUUGCAAAUUGGCAAGAAGGUCAGCUUGACCCAGACUGGUGUAUUCCGCACCAACUGCAUUGAUUGCUUAGACAGGACCAAUGUUGUUCAAAGUAUGAUUGCUAAAGAAAUGUUAAAAGAGCAGUUUGUGCAACUGGGUAUCAUAGAUGUUGAUCAUAACCUACAGGAUGAAACACAGUUUGAUACCGUUUUUAAAAAUGUCUGGGCAGACAAUGCUGAUGUCAUCUCUAAAGAAUAUGCAGGUACAGGUGCUUUAAAAACAGAUUUCACAAGGACAGGCAAACGAACAAUGUAUGGUGCCUUACAAGAUGGCUACAACUCUGUCAUACGAUACUUCAAAAACAAUUUCCAAGAUGGGAGCAGACAGGAUGCCAUGGAUCUGUUUCUUGGAAAUUAUAUUGUAGAGGAAGAUGAAGGGCUCACAGCCAACUCCUCACCUCUGGAGAACAACAGAGAUUGGAAAUAUUAUGCUGUACCAGUCAUCUUUAUUGUGGCCUUUUCCAUGUUCAUGGUCAGUGUCCUGUUGCCUGAUGAGCAUGUAAGUGAACAGAUGAUGUAUGUGUUGUUCUGGGGCGUGGCUUCCAUCCUCUCCAUGGCAACCAUCUUUGUGUUUGGGACAAUCUAUGUUGACCAGCCCCGCCUGGCGGGAACCAAGUUGAAGUCAGAAUAGCUAUAUGACAACGACAUCUUCAUUGUCUGACUAAUCAAGGCAGUCAGGUUUUUACCACUGGAUACGCGCUGGGGAAUUUUGUAGUUAGCUUAAGGUUAUCAUCUACGGACAACAUAGUUUAAUUCAAGUGUAACCUGUUAUCUAGGUUAUACGUGUGUUGAAUUUAACCUGUUAGAGUUAUUCAUGUGUAGUGUGUAGCCUGUUCUUAUGGUUACACUAUGAAGGUAUAAGUUUAUUGAUGUGUAGUGUGUAACAUGUUAUUAUGGUUACACUAUGAAGGUAUAAGUUUAUUGAUGUUUAGUUUGUAACCUGUUAUUAUGGUUACCCUAUGAAGGUAUAAGUUUAUUGAUGUUUAGUUUGUAACCUGUUGUUAUGGUUACACUAUGGUGUAUGUUUUUUCAUGUGUAGCAUGUAACCUGUUAUAAAAGUUAUUCAUGUGUAGUGUUUAACUAUUUUUUAUGGUUAUACAUGUGUAUUGUGUAACCUAUGAAGGUAUAAGUUUUUUGAUGUGUAGCGUGUAACCUCUUUGUCAGGUUAUACAUGUGUAGUGUCUUCAUCUAUUAUGGUAUUAAGGUUAUACAUAUUGCAUGUAUGACACAUAAUACAAUCAGUCAUGGUGUUAAGGUUAUAUGUUGUGUAUCCUUUGCUAGAGGUAUUCAGUAAUGGAUCUAUUAAUGAUAAGUUACUCAUUAAAAUAAAACAAGUACAUUGUUAUACAUGUAUUAUGUGGAGAAAUUUGAUGAAAUUUAGUUUAGUUUUAACUUGCUCAAUACUAGAAACAAAAUGGUUCAUGAAAGGUCAAAUUUUAGAGAUCUACUGAACUUUGACCUAAGAUGUAAAAAGGGUUACAGGACUUGCUAUAACUAUAACAGAUUUUUUUUUUGCCUGCUUUGUACAUUUUAUUAAAGAUUUAUAAUUCAUAUUUUUGCUUCUGCGAUGUUGUUGAAGUAGGCUACAUUUUAUUUUAAGAUCUUGGUGUUUGUGCUUUUUAACAAAUUUUGUACUGCUAGUGCAGUUUUCUUUUUGAUUGGAGUUUGGUAAGUUUAUUUUUUAAAAUAUUUUUUUAUCCAAAAUAAGUCACGUUAAAAAAAAUUUAGUUGUUUUUAACAAUUUUAAUUGAAAAAGAUGAACUACAUUUUUUCCCAAACAUAUUAAAGCUUGCCAGUAAAAAAAUUUUAGUAAUUAAUAUCUCAUUAAUCCUUGCUGUAAUAACAAGUUUUUAACUAUACUAAAGCCAUUUCUGUCUUAUUAUUAAAACUGGCUCUAACACCUUGAGGAUAGACAUAAAAAAUUUCUUUUCAAUUAUAUACCAGUACCCUGUUUGUAAAACUACUGAAAACUACUGGGACCAAAGGUGUUAAAUAAUUUAUAGACCCAGGUCAAUGAAUAUCACAGAUCCUCACAUAACCACGUAUAGAUAAGUAGUAACACCAUUGUCCAUUCACCCCUGUUUGUUUGUGUGAAUGGUUUUAGCGUAUGAUGACAACAUAUAGAAAAAAACAACUUAUCAUCUGUUUUUUGUCUAAUUAUGAUAACAUUGUGUAUUAUAAUAUUACUAUUUAUUUUUUACUUAUCUGGAGCGCAACUAUUUUACAUUAGUGGAAAUACAUUUGCGCAUACUAACAUAAACACAAGAAGUUAAGUAUUUACGUUUUAUAUAUUUAUUACAGAACAUUUAUUCCCCACCAUUAAUUUAUUUUCACAUCUGCAACAACAUUAUAUUUUUUAUUUGUCGGACAAUACAGUAGGAAUUUAUUAAAAAAAAAAUUAAAAAAACACUACUUGAAGAAAUAACUAGUUUAACCAUUUUGAUACCAACACCUAGUCUCCAGUCUCAACAGAAAGGAUCAUUUAAACUCCAGUGUUGUAGGACUUCUUUUCAGUUAGGAAAUUAUCUUCCUCAUGUAUGUUUACAGGUUCAAAGGGGUUGACUUUGCUUUUGGUAUGGAUAUUGUUUUAGUAUGUAUUCAUCUUUUUAAGAGAAUACCCUAAAGAUUAACCGGACUAGUGAAUAUAAACUAAGUUUUUUAAAAUUUUAGGAUCCAAAAUUUUAGCUUCAACUUUUUUAUAGUAUUGUGAAAUCCUAUUUCCAUAUCGGUAACCUCCAUAAUACAAUUAAGCUUUUUAAAACUACAACAGACUGCUUGGACUGGAUUAAAAAAGUUGUAUUGGAUGUUAUUAUUUUAUUGCUUGGGUACACAUGUCAAUGUGGUGUUUGUUAUGCCAAGGGAAAGUACUCUGAAAUAAUCCAUUGAGUCAUCCUUGUGUGUAUUUAUAUCCCUGUGAUAAGUGCUUUUUUUGUAUCUAUUUAUAGCAAUAGGUUAUAUAUAUUUACAUUACAUGCUAGAAAUUUAUUGCACUAUUAUGAUGUAAAUUGACUUUAAGCAGAAUCAAUUUUAUGAUGUGCUGUUGUAGUUAAAAUAGUUGUAAUGCAGAGAAUGUUUUUUGAUGAACAGGGUUGUAUAAAAUACUAAGUAGAGAAAUUUUCUUAGCUGUUGUCAUUUGCCUUGUAGCUUUCUGAUGAUAACUGGGUUGUAAAAAAAAAAAGAUGAUAAUUUUAUUUGGAGGGUAAUAAGUUUUAUAAAUAGAUUGUGCUUUGGUUAAUGUGUUAUCAAUAUAUGUACAGGGCCAUUUAUGCCACAGUUGUAUUUUAUAAACAAAUUAUUAGUUGCCACUUGUCAAUUGUUUUGUUUCAAUUAACUCUUUCACUCUUUAAUUUAUAGUGUACCAAGCAAGCAUGUCAAAUCCAACUUGGCAAUGCUAAGAUGGACUGUUGAGUUUAGUUUUAAAAAUCUGGCCAGUUUUUAGAUAGGAUUUAAAAUCAAUUAUAAAGUUUACUUAAAAACUUGGCCUGUGCUGGGUUUUGGUACACAUUCCUAUUGGUACGCACUUGUAUGUUCUACAUAUUUCUGUGCAAACAAGUGUAUGUUGUACAGUGUUUCGGCUACAUGUUUGUCAAUUAAACCUGUUAAUACAUCUUUAAAAAUACACACUGAAGUUUUACCUCA